Gastrolobium bilobum is the source of this 2883-nucleotide messenger RNA. Its product is annotated as MACPF domain-containing protein CAD1-like. The transcript has 7 exons. The record is from RefSeq and is a predicted model, not a curated record. NCBI's taxonomy places the organism in Eukaryota, Viridiplantae, Streptophyta, Magnoliopsida, Fabales, Fabaceae. Gene Ontology annotation, cellular component: plasma membrane. Gene Ontology annotation, biological process: regulation of salicylic acid mediated signaling pathway; plant-type hypersensitive response. The coding region runs from base 508 to 2259 and encodes 583 amino acids.
GUAGAAACUAGAAAGCUACACUGUACGAUAAUGUCAAUGUAGAGAGAGAGAGAGAGAGAGAGGUUUUUGUUUUACAGAGAGAAACUGUUUAGAGAGAGAGAGAGAGAGAGAAACACUGACAGGCACCAGAAGGAGCUAGCACUCAAGGCCAAAAACCAUACAAGAUUUUGGAUAAUAAUCUUCAUCGCUCUGAGAUCCAUUCCAGCUUCAGAUUGUUGAGGCACACCAACACCAACAUGGGUUGUCCUUACAUAGCUUGAUUUUUACUGGGUCAACUGGUUUAAGAUGGGUUUGUUCAUGUUCAUUCAAUGAGUCACAUACCCACAUAGCUCUAAAGUUAAAAUUCUUUUCUUUUCUCUGGGUUCUGUGUAAUUUGUUCACGUGGGUCAUUCUAAUUCCCUUCGAUUGCUGAGAUAAUUCAACUUCAAGUUCCAUUCAGAAUUGGGUUUCCCUCUGAUUGCAUAUAAGGAGAGUCCUUUGAGGUGAGACAACGAAUUUUGAUGAGCUAUGGGGGAGCAUGUAGCAGCCUUGCACACUGCUACUAACGCUUUGCAAGCAUUAGGGAGGGGCUUUGAUGUGAACUUUGAUACGAGGUUGCUUUAUUGUAAAGGAGUUUCAGGGUCUAGGGUAGUUGAGAUUGAUGAGGAACACCCGAGGGAACUUUGGUUGUACGAUGAUGUGGUUGUUCCCAAUGUUUCCAGGGACAUUAGAAACUCUCAGGAGUCCGUAGGGCGUCAGAGUUCUGGGGUCUGCAGUUUCCAAGAGAUGGUGGAAUAUUUCAAUCAUAAGGCAAAUAUAUCAGGCAGCUUUCCCCUUGGGAGCUUUAAUUCCGCAUUUAGCUUCACUGGUUCUAAACAUGUUGAUGCUGCAGCCACAAAAACCUUGUCUUCAGAUGGGUUUUACAUUCCCCUUGCAAAGGUUCAGCUUAAAAAGACCCACUUAAUGUUGCAAGAAAAUGUCAAAAGGGCUGUCCCAGUCAAUUGGGAUCCACCAUCCUUGGCAAGCUUUAUUGAAAAUUUUGGGACGCAUGUCAUUACAUCAAUAACUAUUGGUGGUAAAGAUGUUAUUUAUGUUAAACAACACCAUACUUCACCUUUGUCAAAGUUGGAGAUAAAAAACUAUAUUCAGGAUAUUGGAAAUCAAAGGUUCUCUGACAUCAAUAGCCAUACAAGCUCAGGUCAAAUAAAAUCCAAGGAUAAGGGUGUUGAUCCAUUUUCAUUCAAUAAUCAAGGGAUUUACCCUCAACCGACAACUGCAACAUAUUCUACUGGGAAGGAAGAUGUCACAGUCAUUUUUAGAAGAAGAGGAGGAGAUGAUUUGGAACAAAACCACAGUAAAUGGGUAAGAACUGUCAAAUCCUCCCCAGAUAUCAUUCAGAUGACUUUCUGUCCUAUAACAGAUCUCCUUGAUGAAAUACCUGCCAAGGAGCAUUUGACUCGUGCAAUCGGUCUUUAUCUUGAAUAUAAACCUCCAAUUGAAGAACUUAGAUAUUUCCUAGAGUUUCAGAUUCCUCGUGUUUGGGCUCCUUUACAGGACAGGAUUCCUGGUCAACAAAGGAAGGAACCUGUGUGCCCAUCGUUGCAAUUCAGCAUAAUGGGCCAGAAACUUUAUGUCAGUCAAGAACAGAUUACAGUUGGACGUAGGCCAGUAACUGGCUUACGUCUUUGUCUAGAAGGAAGCAAGCAAAAUAGGCUGAGUGUUCAUCUUCAACACUUGGUAUCCCUUCCGAAGAUCCUUCAGCCAUAUUGGGACAGCCAUGUAGCUAUCGGUGCGCCCAAGUGGCAGGGACCUGAGGAACAAGAUAGCAGGUGGUUUGAGCCGGUUAAGUGGAAGAAUUUUUCUCAUGUGAGCACUGCACCAAUUGAGAACCCUGAAGGCUUUAUAGGAGACUUCUCUGGUGUCUACAUAGUUACUGGAGCACAGCUUGGGGUGUGGGAUUUUGGAUCAAGGAAUGUGUUGUACAUGAAACUUUUAUAUUCAAGGUUGCCUGGCUGCACAAUCCGAAGAUCACUGUGGGAUCACGUCCCGGAUAAGUCACCGAAAAUUGUGAAUGCUGGGAACACUUCCAACCCAGAUGGCUCAAGCUUUGGUUCUAGAGAAAACAUCACAGGGAACAAGUUGGUGAAGUAUGUUGACUUGUCUGAAAUGAACAAAGGACCCCAAGAUCCUCCUGGACAUUGGUUAGUAACUGGUGGAAAGCUUGGUGUUGAAAAAGGGAAAAUUGUUUUGAGAUUGAAAUAUUCGUUGCUUAAUUACUGAUUUUACUGUCCAAGUUGCUUGUGUUAAGAGGAAGCAGUGUUUGAGGAGCAUAUGAUUUUCCCUUGUGGUCCAUGUAAAAUCUUUUUGCGGUUUGAUGACCUGAGUUGAAUAGGAAGCUUAUAAUGCUAUUUUGCUUACUGGAUCCAUAUUGUGGUGGCAAGUGCUGUUUCUUUUUCCAUUGCUAAUGAUGAUGUGAUGACCACAUCUCAUAGGAGUUAGAACCUGUUUUCCAUCAUGCACAUUUAAGGUAAUGUUCAUAUCUUUACAGCAUUGAGAAUACAACAUGACAAAACAUCCUUGAUUUCCUCUCUCUCUCUCUCUCUCGUUCUCUAACAGAAGUCUUGAAUAUCCUUAUCUUCUAUUGUUCUCUUUUGUGGGAUACAUUCCCUAACCAGUUCUUCUUCUAUUUGCAUAUGCUUGUGCAUUUCACGUGUCAUGACCCGUACUAGGUCACGGUUUAUGCAUAGGCUGUCUAAUAUAGCCUGUAAAGCAAUCAGAGUUCAGUUGAGACAGGUCUAAGAACGAAAGGAGAGAGAAAAGAGAAUUCUGCAGUAGUUGAAAGUAGCUAAUACGAGUAAAUACAUUCAAUGAAUAAUUCACUAUACAGUUGUACAAUAUAUAGGC